GCCCGCUCGACUUAACCUACCUAUCAAACCAACCUCACAGACAGACAAAAUGAAACAAUGCCACACCCCGCGACAGCGACAACGCUCCAGCAAAGCCUAUCCAUCCUAAGGACCUUCCUCUUACCCAAAGCCAUCCACCCACCACCCUCACUCCGCCGCUCCUUCACCCUCACCUCGUCGUCCUCCGCAAAACAGCUCCCUCCGCGCCUCAAAAUCGACGAUGCCGACUUGACGGUAUCCUAUCUCAAGGGCACCGGCCCAGGAGGCCAGAAGAUUAACAAAACCAAUUCCGCUGUCCAACUCAUCCACAAACCCACCGGCAUAGUGGUGAAAUCCCAAGCCACGCGAUCGCGGUCCCAGAAUGAGAAAAUCGCUCGGCAGAUCCUGGCUGAUAAAGUCGAGGAGGUGCUGAAGGGCGAUGCGAGCCGGAAUGCUAUUCGGGCUGAGCGCGCACGCAAGAAGAAGGCCAGCAAGAUGAAGAAGACUCGGCGGAAGUAUCGGGAGUUAGAGAAGGGGGCGCAAAAUGAGGAGCAUGAGGACGGAGACGAGGUCAACCUAGAAGAUGACGCAGGGGAUUGUCCUGAGGACCAAGGAGCGCCGCAUGUCUCUCGCUUGGAUGCUAAAUAUUCUACCACCGAGGAAACUUCUGAGCAUCACACCGCUGAACAGAAGCAGCUCGGAUGAUCGGUCGUCUGCUGUAUUUCUCCCGAAACGUCACGACGGGGCUCCGUCUAGCUGCGGAAUGGCCAGUCUACACUUCAUCUCAUUGUGCUACUGCCGGUCAGGUCUUGCACCAAUCUAAUGGACAUAACAGACACUUUUAAGGAUGAAU
Aspergillus novofumigatus IBT 16806 is the source of this 832-nucleotide messenger RNA. Its product is annotated as peptide chain release factor family protein. The record is from RefSeq and is a predicted model, not a curated record. Gene Ontology annotation, cellular component: mitochondrion. Gene Ontology annotation, molecular function: translation release factor activity. The coding region runs from base 58 to 684 and encodes 208 amino acids. The transcript is spliced from 2 exons. Gene Ontology annotation, biological process: translational termination. NCBI's taxonomy places the organism in Eukaryota, Fungi, Ascomycota, Eurotiomycetes, Eurotiales, Aspergillaceae.